Physella acuta is the source of this 1118-nucleotide messenger RNA. RefSeq lists its product as uncharacterized. Lineage: Eukaryota; Metazoa; Mollusca; Gastropoda; Physidae. The record is from RefSeq and is a predicted model, not a curated record. Gene Ontology annotation, cellular component: plasma membrane.
AAGCGUGUUAUCGUGACACGCAGGGCGGGUUUCAAACAGGAAGUUUACCUUGUACAUUGUGUAUGUGAGGUCUGUUGGUCCCGUCGUUGUAUGUUUGUGAAGGUCUUUUCGUAGGUUUCUGAUUCGAGAACCGCCUGCUAAUUGACCACACCACAUAAUGAUGAAGUAGAGUUAUCUCCCCUGAAAAUGACCCAGACUUUCGAGUUCCGGCCCCUGUUUCUAGUGGGCCCUUUCUUUGCGUUGUUGGGGCUUAUCGUCUACCUGGUGGGGCUCUUAACCUGCCAUUGGAUGGACGCCCAGGAUGAUGGCUUAGGUCUGUGGGGCUACUGCCAUUAUACUCUGGCUGUGUCGGUGCCAGGCGAUUAUGUGAGUCUCGGUACAGCCAUGGCGAUUCUAGCCAUCAUUUGUCUUGUCGGCAGCUACGUAGUUCUCGCCUAUCACUUGUUGAAGAACCGUGGACAGAUCUUAGAUCAUAAACAACAGUUUUUGGUGAUAGCGGUGAUGGAAGUUCUAUCAGGAUGCUUGGUAGCUGUCUUUCUGGGCAUCUUGGUAGGUGAGGCCACUAGAGGAAGUGACGACGAUCCCGUCUACGGUUUCGGCUUCUCAUUUGGAUUGGCUGCUCUGGGUUCUUGCUUCAUGCUGAUUGGUGGAAUCGUCGAGAUUGUGAUUGUUGUGAUGCACAGGACCUACAACUACCAGAUACUACCCCACUCACACUAACCCUACAACUACCACAAUACCCCCCUCCCACUAGCCCUACAACUACCAGACACUACCCCACUCACACUAACCCUACAACUACCAGACACUACCCCCCUCCCACUAGACCUACAACUACCAGACACACCAACUAGACAAUCUUGUUUCAUUGUCGCUGUAGUGUAUACUAUUAAAAUCAUAAACUUUUUACACCUUUCUUAUACAAUUUUAAAAAAUUUUCUUAAUUAUAUAUAAUUAAAUUUAUAAUUAGAUGUUUUUGCCGGAUGGAGAUAUUGCCGGAAACGUUAGUAGCACCUAAGAUUUUUAAUUCCAAUUAAGAAUUGUUUUUAUUGUUACUUGGUUGUCUUGAUAUAUUUUUCACUGACUUGCAAAUAACGAAAUAAAGAGUGGCAGAAGCU